AUGUCAAAUGACAACUAUGAAUAUAAGUUCAUUGAUGGACAGGAAUGGACUUAUUUUCAUGGAUUAAUGUAUUCUGGAGAAUCUGGUUGCCUAGAUUAUAAUGGAAAUUCAUCAGAUACAUGGCACUAUAGUAUUGGAACUUUCGACAGAUACUAUGGGGACUAUUUUCCAGGUCCUUAUUUUAAUGGUAUUUGGUAUAAUGUUAAAUACGUAGAUUUAUGGAUUGAAAGACCAUCUAAUAUCAACUCAUACAUAUUUGAUCGAUGCCAUCUGCAAAAUAGUUUGAGUAAUUCUAUCUUUUUGUUAAUUGUUGAGUAA
Trichomonas vaginalis G3 is the source of this 318-nucleotide messenger RNA. RefSeq lists its product as uncharacterized. The record is from RefSeq and is a predicted model, not a curated record. The transcript has a single exon. Lineage: Eukaryota; Parabasalia; Trichomonadida; Trichomonadidae. The coding region runs from base 1 to 318 and encodes 105 amino acids.